Molecule: messenger RNA, 1478 nt
Organism: Magallana angulata
Lineage: Eukaryota; Metazoa; Mollusca; Bivalvia; Ostreida; Ostreidae
Product: cyclin-Q-like
Exons: 6
Coding region: 125-811 (228 amino acids)
Biological process (GO): regulation of transcription by RNA polymerase II
Cellular component (GO): nucleus
Molecular function (GO): cyclin-dependent protein serine/threonine kinase regulator activity
Source: RefSeq, a predicted model, not a curated record
UGAUAAGCAAUGCUUCCUGAAUGAUCUGACGCCAACCAAAGAAAAAAAGGCGUGCAAAUAUUAUUAUAUAUUAAAAAUGCUGCUGUAAAUCAUUUGCUGAUUUUGAUACUCUUCUUUAAGAACAAUGACGAACACAGAGAAGGUCCAUUUUGUGGUGAACCAUUUCAUAAAUGAAGCAGGUUUACGACUUCAUAUGACUUCUGUUCCCUUGGCAACUGCAUCUGUCAUUUACCAUAAAUUCUUUCGAGAGAACUCACUUCAACAAUAUGACCCAUAUCUGAUUGCAACAACUGCGCUAUAUCUUGCUGGGAAGGAAGAAGAACAACACUUAAAGCUACGAGAUGUGGUGAAUGUAUGUUACAGAAUUCUGCACAGCACCAAGCCGCCCUUGGAGAUGGGGGAGGCUUUCAUGUCUCUCAGGGAUACUGUCGCAAACUGCGAGCUGUUUGUUUUGAGAAUGCUGCAGUUUAAGAUUUCAUUCCAGCAUCCACACAAGUACCUGCUUCAUUAUCUGAAGUUCCUGAAAGACUGGUUUGAGCCCUAUAAAUGGGAGACAACUCCUAUAGCUCGCUCAGCCUGGACGUUUCUGAAGGACAGUUACCAUGGAAACCUGUGUCUGCUCCACAAACCCCAGCACAUUGCAGUGGGGCUAAUCUACAUGGCCCUGGAAUGUCACGGGGUGGAGGUGCCACUUCAGUCCAGCGUGGCUAUUCCCUGGUGGAAGGUUCUCACUGAUGACAUCACAGAGGAUAUCAUAAAAGACAUCAUAGAAGUUGUUAUAAGGACGUAUGAAAUAGAAACACUGGCAUGACAUGAUACAACCAAGAUGUAUAUAGUUCACAUGGUAUCAUGACAUGAUGAACGAAGACGUCAUGAAAAUGCAAAAUGAUUUAUGAUAUAGAGAGACUAGUGCAACAUGCAGACAUGUUCUAUUUGAAAAGCAUGACGAAAGUUGUUGCAUAGACUUCUGAAACGGAGAUUGACAUGGAGAUUUUUUAUUAUUUUACAAUGGUAAAUUGAAAGAUUAGCAACAACAGCACAUGGAGCCAGACUUGAUGGAAGCAAGAUAUGAUUGAAUUGAGAGUUGUUUUUUAUCAGCUGACAUGACAGAUAUGAUGAUAAUUUCUAACAAGAUGAUGUUGGAAAACAUAUUUUCUAUGGAGGAAACCUAUGGAGAAAAAAUAUUUUUCUCCAAAAUUAAUUUUUCUUCAAACAUAUUAAAUUGCAUGUUCAUUAAAUAAAUUUUAUAUUGAAUAUAUUCAUGAAACACCACAGAUGUGAUCCUGUAUGAUGAAGUGAUGAUGAUGAUGAUGAUGAUGAUGAUGAUGAAUAAUUAAUUAACAUUUUAUUGACCAUUUUGUAAGACAAUUUCAGAUUUGGAACUAUUUUUACAAAAAUUAAAAGACCUACCAAAUGUUCUUUGUUUUUAAAAUAUUAAGUUUUGAUUCUAAAUGUUAAUAAAUUAAACUUGUCAUAUA